Messenger RNA from Effrenium voratum, 387 nucleotides. The record is from the annotation of a GenBank genome assembly. Lineage: Eukaryota; Dinophyceae; Suessiales; Symbiodiniaceae.
AUGAUCGCCCCUGGCACGGUGAAGCAGCUGAACGAGUUCCUGGACGAGCUCCCGGAGGUGCCCAGAGACAAGGUGUGCGUGGACGACUCCAACGGCUACCAGGCCUACGCCGCCAUGAACUUUGGGCGGCUCGGGGAGUCCACCCCGACUGGCGUGAAGAUGGAGGUGCCCGACCUGGGUGGCGUCGGCGGCGUGUUCAAGUACCUCGGCAAGGUGGUGUCUCUGGCGCCUGAGCAGCGGGACGAGAAGGGCGUCCCCCAGGGUGUGCUCCUGCUCGGGGGCACCUUCGUCGUGAAGAGCACCGAGGUAACCUACGCUUGGGCCGACCGUAUCCCAGGCGAUUAUCCCAAGCCGGCCGAAGUUUUUGCUGGUCUCAGCGAAGACUAA